Messenger RNA from Symbiodinium sp. CCMP2456, 711 nucleotides. Lineage: Eukaryota; Dinophyceae; Suessiales; Symbiodiniaceae. The record is from the annotation of a GenBank genome assembly.
GUGCCAGAUGCUCUCCAGCGAACCCGUGGGUACAGACUCUUGCUGAGAACGGACGAGGUAUGGAAGGACAACAUCACUCACAAGUUGAGCGAGUCUUGGGCUGUCGAGUACAACAAGCACUUGAUUAGGCCUAAGUUCUACAAAGGAACGAGAUUGGAGGCGGAGGCGGAAACUUCCAGCAUCAAGCUGUCGUACAACGGCAUGUCGUUUCCAGGCUUUUUCUUUACCGCUGCAUCCAUUUUGCAAAUUCGGUCGUGCCGUCCAGAGCACCAGAAAGCCUGCCUGAAAGCCUUGGAGAUGUUUGUGGCAAGCUUCUGCCCGCCGAACAUGCAGAUCUUCUUGCUGCCCGGGGUACAAGCUAGUGUGAUUCAGUUCCACGGCCACGACGUGGACUUGGAGCAGUGGUCUCGACUCCUGGAGUUCUUUGGGUGGAAAGAAAGGUGGCAGAAGUGCAAGCUGCUUUCUCUGGCCGUGCAGAGGCUGAAUGCAGGAGUGAAGGGGGCCCUCGCGGCCUGGUUUGUGCUGCGGAUCCCGUUCCAGGAUCUUGCUUGCCAGGGACGUGUGGAGGCAGGUCGUUUGCAAAAACGCCUCAUCCACAGCUUGUCGCAAGCUGCCGAGCUGCACACAUCGGAGACCAAGCUUACGAGUCUCCCUUGCCCCGAGAAGUCUGACGAGUUUCAUCCUAUGAAGAGGAUACUCGGAUCACAUUAG